Varanus komodoensis (Komodo dragon) is the source of this 2995-nucleotide messenger RNA. It is a transcript of the gene ECSIT, whose product is annotated as ECSIT signaling integrator. Bases 1390 to 2697 code for a protein of 435 amino acids. The record is from RefSeq and is a predicted model, not a curated record. Gene Ontology annotation, cellular component: mitochondrion. The transcript has 8 exons. Lineage: Eukaryota; Metazoa; Chordata; Lepidosauria; Squamata; Varanidae.
UUAAUUCAUUGUUGCUAUAUUGUAACUUUCAGGGAUGGGGAGAGGUGUUUGUGAGAUUUUCUGUUCCAGCUACAAAAAUAAUUGGGCUGCUUUUCUGUAUUCUGCAUUUUGAUUUGAGUCAGGGUUGGUACUAUUUGCUGUUCUGCCUCAGGCAGCAAACUGUCUUGGGUUGAUCUUUUCAAACUACUUGAAUUCACUGAGGCUACUGUUGUAGAUAAGUUUGGCCAAAGAAACAGUUGUUUCAUGGGAGAGAAUAGUGUUGUGCUGCUUGAAAAACUUAAAAGUUUUAUUGGCAGCCAAGGGGUGGUGCUGAAAACAUAUGGGUGAAGGGCGGGUGUUCUGGAAGCAUUGUUUCAGAUCUGCUGGGUGCACGGGGGAGGCAGAAGUGUGAUUAUUAUCCCAGAUGGUUACAUGCCUGAUACAAUAAGGAUUUUGCACUCUAUAUGAUGCUGCUAUUAAAGGCAGUAGUAAAGGUGCAAUCCUAUACACAAACCUUUCACAAUACUGAAAGAUACAGUGCUGGCUAGGAAUUAAAGGAAUUGCCCUUCAACCCAUCUGGAGGGCAUUGGGUUGGGAAAGGCUGCUAUACACAGUUAUCUAGGAGUAAGUCUCAUUGAACUCUGCAGGAUUUAUAUCUAAGUAGACAUGAAUAUGAUUGCACACUAAAAUGGAGGGAAUAGAUAGAUCAUCAGAAGUUUGGAACCAACUCAUAUGGGAAUCAAAGAUCAUGACAAUGUUUAUGGUUACAUUUGAAAAGGCCCAUCAUUGUAUCAAACUGUUCCUCAUAGUUGCAGUGCAUGUCAGAGGGAUGUCACCUGUCGCAUUUCUGCCUGGAAUACAAUAGUUAUAAAAACACAGAAAUCAAUCAAGAACGAGAACGGUAGGGCCCUUCCAGACCAAACUAGACUUAAAACAACCUCGAAAAUCUUAAAUCUCUCUCUCUCUCUCUCUCUCUCUGGGGUGGAGCGAUUGGACAAUUUGAGAAGGAACGUCACACAGAGGCGGUCCAAGAUGGCUGCGCCCAGUGCGGGAGGUCAGGUUUGCAAGGGGAGCGCGCGAGCUAAUACUGGAAUAACGGGCCGGGGGCUGAUUUAGAAAGCGGGUUGGUGAAAAGGCUGGAAGGGUCUGUACCUUAGCCGGUUAAAUGCAAAAUAGAGUAGGCAGUGGUGGAGCGUCUUCGGCUUUUACCUUGUAAUCAGUUUAAAGGGGCUUGUGACUGCAACAAAUGGGUUACCGUGUUUGCACAAAUCGAUGUGCUUGUAAGACCAACGUGAAAGCAUGUAUUAUUAUGAAAAGCGAUUUUUUCAUCUCAUGCAAGACUGAUGUGAGUGACCUCCAGUGUUGUCCUGUCUUUUUCAUCUUUGAUUCUGGAAAGACAGGCUGCUUGCAAUGAAAUAUACAUGGGCAUUAUUGCUAGCCUGGGAGCUCUCUACAGGAAGGGGAAGUGUCCUGAGGCAGGCUGCUUCUAAGAGGAAUCUCUGGCAAGGACAGAGAAGUGGCUGCCCCCAGAAUUCAAGGUUGGUUCUUGUGAGAAGCAUUCACAUGAGCACAGCUCUUGGCAAAACCACUCUUCCUAGCAAGGACAAUAAGGAAAAUACAAAACAUGAUGAAGAGUCUACCAUCCGAUCCUUGGUGACUGUUGAAAAUCUCUUUAAGAAAGUGUCUGCAGAGGCAAAAACAAAAGCCACAUUCCUGCAAGCUUUGGACAUAUUUUGCAAGCGGGACAUCCGCCGCAGGGGCCAUGUGGAGUUCAUCUAUGCAGCCCUGAAGAAGAUGCCAGAGUUUGGGGUGGAGAGGGACAUUAAUGUCUACAAUAAAAUCUUGGAUGUCUUCCCAAAGGAAGUAUUUGUGCCUCGCAAUUUCAUCCAGAGGAUGUUCAACUAUUACCCACGGCAACAGGAGUGUGGUAUCCAGGUGCUGGAACAGAUGGAGAACUAUGGUAUAAUGCCAAACAAAGAGACGAAGUUCCUGCUGCUCCAGAUUUUUGGGGACAAAAGCCAUCCUGUCAGAAAAUUCCAAAGGAUCAUGUACUGGUUUCCCAGGUUCAAACACGUCAAUCCCUACCCGGUCCCUGAUCCUCUGCCACAGGACCCAGUUGACCUUGCGAGGCUGAGCCUGCAAAGGAUUGCAGCUGACCUGGAUGCCAGGGUCACGGUAUAUCAGCUCCCUCAUGUUGAGCUCUUGGACUCUGGAAAGUCUCUUCACCAUCAACAUAUUGUAGGAAUUCAGAGUCCUGACCAGCAGUCACUCCUUGCUCAUCACAAUCCUGACAGGCCAGUCUUCGUAGAAGGCCCCUUCCGCUUGUGGCUUAAGAGUACUCGUGUAUACUACUAUGUGCUCAGAGCAGAGCUGUUGCCUCCAGAAGAAAGGAAGGAAGAAGUGAUUGACCCAGAAAGGAAUUUCUACUACUCCAUGUAUCUGGAUUUUGACCUGGAACGGGGUCCUUGGGAUGAUGAAGAAUUUGACAUAGAUGAAGUUGAGGAGGGCCCUGUAUUUGCCAUGUGUAUGGCAGGGGCAGGAGAUCAGGCCACCUUGGCCAAAUGGAUUGUGGGCCUUCAGGAAACAAACCCUAUUUUGCGUCAAACACCAGUUGUAUUCCGCCUCACACCUAGUCCUCAGGAGCUUCAGGCAAGCACCAAGUUGGAAGACAAUGGAGAAGAAGAUGUGGACACUCAGCAUCUCCACCAAAAGUGUUGAGCACCUGCUGAUCCAGUUUUAGGCUACACUAUAGUGGUGCAUAACUUAUUGGAUUUUAUUUCAUCCCUGUGCUUUAAAUUCCAAAAAAGGCUAAUGCAGUCAUCCCUUUAAUUGGGUGGAAUAGUUUUAGGUUAAAUUCUAAGUAGGUGGGGGAGCAUUGAGGGCAUCUGCCCUUGCAAACAAAACACUUUUUCUUAGUUGCAUUACUAAGGCAGCUUUGCUAUAAGCUUUGCACAAAGUUGUUGAUGCUGAUCUACCAUUAGCCUGUUCUUUUGCAAAUAAAAAAUCAAGCCAGGAA